AUGGAAUCCUGAGACCGUACCCAACUAGUCAAGCGAAUUUGUGAGAAUAAAACUACGAAAGUCCAAAAUAAGGAAUAACGACAGAAAUACAAGACAGCAGCUGGAUCGUGGUGACUCAGCGACAGACAGCGUUUAUCUCCAACUUCUCUCCCUUCGACACCUGAUGGAGGGCUCCGACAGUUCCGAGCCGGGCGCCAGUGACCAACCAGAGGCCCAGCGCAGUCGGCAGCGGGACCGACUAGACCGGGAGGAGGCCUUCUACCAGUUUGUCAACAACCUGAGUGAGGCGGACUACCGGCUAAUGAGAGACAACAACCUGCUGGGUACCCCAGGUGAGAUCACAGCGGAGGAGUUGUUGAGUCGGCUGCAGCAGAUUAAGGAUGGGCCAGAGCAGCCGCAGCCUAGCAUCAACAGCACUGAGACUGGAGAAGGAGAACCGGCGGAAGGUCCAGAGGACCCGUCUAACGGCGACACCCUCUUGGAUUGGCUGAACACCGUCAGGCGGACAGGCAACACCACCCGCAGUGGUCACCGAGGCAACCAGUCUUGGCGGGCGGUGAGCCGGACCAACCCAAACAGCGGAGACUUCCGGUUCAGCCUGGAGAUCAACGUUAACCGUAACCUGGCUGAGCAGCAGGCCCGCGCCGAGGGGGAGGCACAGGAGGAAGCCCCAGCAGAAGCACCUGGUGAUGGGGUGGAGGCAGUGGUCGGAGUGGAGGUCCAGCCUGAGGCAGGGACGGAGGCAGGGACGGAGGCAGGGACUGAGGCGCCCAUGGAGACAGGAGAGGUGCUGGAGGAACCAGUUGUGGAGGAGCUGGCUGUCAUAGUGGAACCAGAAGUGGAGAUGGAGCCAGAGGCUGAAGUAGAAGCAGAGAUGGUACCAGAGUUAGUAGUAGAGGUGGUCCCACAGCCCCCCAGCCCUGCCAUCACCACGCCUCCUGUCUCCAGCCCUGCCACCACCACGCCUCCUGUCUCCAGCCCUGCCGCCACCACCCCUCCUGUCUCCAGCCCUGCCAUCACCACCCCUCCUGUCUCCAGACCAGCCAGUCCCGUGGUGCAGUCCCCUCCAGCCGCUCCCAGCCCUCCCUCUGAGGAGCCUCCGCGACGAGGCCAGAGACGAGCCCGCAGCCGUAGCCCCGAGCAGCGCCGGACCAGGGCUCGCACCACACGCAGCCGUUCCCCUCUCACCCUGGACCACCUGGACGGCCUCCCCCGCCACGUGCCCAACGCCACCCCCUCACACAGCCCCGCCCCCCUGCCCCCCGAGGCCCCGGCAGAGGGAAGCUCACGGACUCGACAGCAUGUUCUGUCCCGGCAGAGCACCGCAGAGUACGAGGCCCAGUCAGCCGGAACAGGGUCUGGGACCGCCCCAGAGCCCCCUACCGCCCCAGCCCAGGAGGGGGCAGCAGGACCACGCCCCCCCACCAUCAUGCUGGACCUGCAGGUGCGUCGCGUGCGUCCAGGUGAGUACCGCCAGAGGGACAGCAUUGCUAACAGAACCCGCUCACGCUCCCAGAACUCCAACAACACCUUCCUGUACGAGAGUGAGAGGGGGGGAUUCCGCAGGACCUUCUCCCGGUCAGAGCGUGCAGGUGUGAGGACAUACGUCAGCACCAUCCGGAUCCCCAUCAGGAGGAUCAGUGACGCAGGGCUGGGAGAGGCCACCUCUAUGGCCCUACAGACCAUGAUACGACAGAUCAUGACCGGCUUCGGAGAGCUCAGCUACUUCAUGGACUCAGACUCGGACUCCUCGGACUCAAACCGUGGCGCCGGUAACCCCACCGGCGCUGCCGACCUGGCCGAGGCGCUCAACACUCCCGAGGGGGGAGUAGCCGGCGUGGGGGUGGAGCCUCCUGUCUCAGUGGGCGGGCCUAGUGUGGGAGGAGCCGGGGAGGCAAGGACAGAGGAGGGGGAGGAGGGGGUUGGUCUAGGUCUGGCCCCAGGGAUAGGUUUAGGGGUGGGGGGUAGAGCUCGGCCCCGCGCCCCCAUCAGUCUGGAGGAACCAGGGUCACUGCCCUUCCUCCGCCUUGCUCACUUCUUCCUCCUGAAUGAUGAGGAUGAGGAACAGCCCAGAGGACUCACCAAGGAGCAGAUCGACAACCUCUCCACCAGGAACUUUGGGGAGAGUGAUGCUCUGAAGACCUGCAGUGUGUGUAUCACAGAGUAUGCUGAGGGGAACAAGUUGAGGAAGUUACCCUGUUCCCAUGAGUACCAUGUUCACUGUAUCGACCGCUGGCUGUCUGAGAACUCCACCUGUCCCAUCUGCCGCAGGGCCGUGCUGGUGUCUGCUAACCGGGAGAGUGUGGUCUAACCGGCAGGGUCAGAGGUCAGGGGUCACCGGGCCAGGCGGCCAACCACUGCUCCAGACAGACACCUCCAGUAUAUAACACAGUUUCAGUUCUGCAGGCCUUUCUCCUAGUCAGACCAUUUACAUUGUUCAUGUUUUUAUUUUUAAGCCAUCAGUGAGUUUUAUCCAACUGACAUGCCAGUGUUUGGACAGAGAGAGACGAGACCUGACAGACGAGACAGACAAAACAGACAAGAGAGAGAGACAGACAAGACGGAGAGACUGACAGGAAGGAAGGUGGUGUCCUCACAGACUGUAGGAAGAGACAUGAGAAAGAGAUGCCACUGUCCCCUGUUGGCCAUCAGACCCCACUGUCCCCUACCUACCCUGUUGGCCAUCAGACCCCACUCUCCCCUACCUACCCUGUUGGCCAUCAGACCCCACUCUCCCCUACCUACCCUGUUGGCCAUCAGAC
Molecule: messenger RNA, 2762 nt
Organism: Coregonus clupeaformis (lake whitefish)
Lineage: Eukaryota; Metazoa; Chordata; Actinopteri; Salmoniformes; Salmonidae
Gene: rlim
Product: ring finger protein, LIM domain interacting
Exons: 4
Coding region: 164-2311 (715 amino acids)
Biological process (GO): random inactivation of X chromosome; ubiquitin-dependent protein catabolic process; protein ubiquitination
Cellular component (GO): cytoplasm; nucleoplasm
Molecular function (GO): ubiquitin protein ligase activity
Source: RefSeq, a predicted model, not a curated record